This is a messenger RNA of Mesocestoides corti, 285 nucleotides long. The record is from the annotation of a GenBank genome assembly. NCBI's taxonomy places the organism in Eukaryota, Metazoa, Platyhelminthes, Cestoda, Cyclophyllidea, Mesocestoididae.
AUGUCUAGAAUAUCCAAGGAGAAAUUGAAAUAUGAGGAGGAAUUAACUGAUUUGCAGAGGUCGCUGGAGGAAAAGAAGGCUUCCGGUGUCGACGAGUAUACUAUUAAGAAAGUGUGUGAGCUCAUUGAUGAAACCAAGAUGGUGGUUUCAGACUGCUCAAGGCGGUUAACAGAGGCCCUCUCUGACCUUGAGGGCACUUUGGCGAGCUGUGAGGAUCUGUCAGAACACGAAAACUACCAAGCUGCCAAAAGUGUCGCAUUGGAACAGGGCUCUGGGGAUGCCUAA